Molecule: messenger RNA, 741 nt
Organism: Nymphaea colorata (pocket water lily)
Lineage: Eukaryota; Viridiplantae; Streptophyta; Magnoliopsida; Nymphaeales; Nymphaeaceae
Product: calcium-dependent protein kinase 29
Exons: 4
Coding region: 1-741 (246 amino acids)
Biological process (GO): peptidyl-serine phosphorylation; intracellular signal transduction; protein autophosphorylation
Cellular component (GO): cytoplasm; nucleus
Molecular function (GO): ATP binding; calmodulin binding; calcium-dependent protein serine/threonine kinase activity
Source: RefSeq, a predicted model, not a curated record
AUGGAGGACAGCAUUCUGUCGAUCAGUAAGGAUAUGUUCGUCUCCAUCAAGAAGGAGAACAUCAACAACUACUACGAGGUCAUCGCCAAAGUACGCACCGCUUCACUCAGGAGCUGGGAAAGGGAGCCUUCGGUACCAGUAAGCGUUUCUCUAUACAGUCUGUGCUCUGGAGGUGAACUCUUCGACCGGUUGGACCAGCACGGAAGUCUAAGCGAGAAAGACGCCAGAGUGAUUUUCUUGCAAAUGGUGGAGGCCAUUAACUACCUCCACCUUUUGAAGAUAGCCCACCGCGAUCUCAAACCCGAGAACUUCCUCUUCCUCAGCCAGGACUCCAAUAACAUUAAACUCAUCGACUUCGGCCUAGCGGUUAGGUGGGAAAAUUCACUGAGGACAGAACUCAAACAAAAGAAUGACCGCAAAAUUGUUGGAACGAUGUCCGAGAAGGAGGUGGAGAAGCUGGGCGAGCUGUUCCGGAAGCUGGACCUCAACCAUGACGGCUUCAUCGAGAUGUAUGAGCUGAAGGAGGACCUCUUCAAGACUAGCAACAUCCAGAAGCUCUUCAAGCUGUUGGACAAGGACGGCAACGGAGAGAUCGAUCGCGAGGAGCUGAGAUCGUUGUUCAGCGACUCCAACGUUGAGCAGAUCAACGGCAAGAGCAUCGAGGAUAUCAUCAAGCAGUGCGACAAGGACAAGUCAGGCACCAUCAGUUUCGAGGAGUUCAAGCAGGCCAUCCAGCAAUGA